UACAACUUUUUGUUACUAAGGGCAUUGUAAACAUCCGGUUUUUGGGAGCGACGCAUCACAACAGGUAAACAUGGAGGCAAAGUUGCUGUCAUCCAGGGAUCCAUACCCUUUUCCAAAAUUACAGAAUGAUCAAAAUUUUUAUGGAUCAGGAACAAGUCAGAAAUACCCAUAUAAUGAACCAACUCAUUUAGCACAAAAACAAGAUCCCUGGAAUAGACUCAAUACAAAAUGUACCCUGGCAUCAUCUAGGAGAGAAAUUUAUCAUAAUGAUCCACAGGAACCUCGAGAUAGCUUGGAUUUUGUCCUAAAAUCUCAAUAUGAUCACCAUAAUGAAUUUCUUAGGGCAAGACAUGAAACAAUGUAUCAGCCAGAGACUUAUACUGAUGACCAUGGUCGCAUCUUGAAAAACAGAGUGAAAGAAGUGCCUGUUGUACCACCAAAGAUGGGUCAUCCUAUAGAAAUAUCUGUCCAGAAGAAAAGAGAAAGCAUUCAUAGUAUUAAAAAUGCAAUUGAGUCUCACCAUACACAGACAACAAACCAUGGCUACUCUAGAAAACCUGACGGUGGAUUUUUCUCAUCAUAAUUAUGUUUGUUCAAUGUGUUAAAAUGGUCUCUCUAGGUCACCUCUGUACUCCUGCUACCUGUGAGUGUCACCAUGGAAAUUUGGUGGCAGUACAAUCUACAACCUGUGAUAAGACUUCCUCUUUAAAGGGAGAUACCUCCUGAUUAAUAUCAAUAUAAAUGUUGAAAUAAGAAAAAAAUGUUUUUAAUGCUUAGCAAUGAAUUAUAAAAUUGUACUACUAUUUAGUAGAUAAAUGCAUAACUGUUAUACAGUAGAAUACCUCAUAAAUUGUUUUUCUCUACUGCAUUUCUAUUCUUUUUUUUAUCAUGGUUUUUUUUUAGAAUAAGUACAUGUACAUACAUUUUUAAGUGAACAAAAUAAUUUUUAAGAUCAAAAUACAAUGAUUUAGAAAAGGGCAUCAUUUUGCAUGUACUAGAUGAUUUUAAAGUAUUCUUAAUUUGGAAAAGUAUUCUUAAUUUGGAGGUAUUUAACUUUAAAGUUUUUUUGUUUCAUGUAUAUAUUGUUUAGACACUUGUGAGAAGAAUGUAUAAUCUUUUGUUAAAUGAUACUGUGUAACUGGUAUUCAUUGCUAGUGUAAUGUAUACUGAUUAACUGAAUGCAUUAUUUUUUUUAUUUUUAUGUUAAAAGCAAUGACUAAAUUUUUUGUUUAAUCAAAAACAAACAUAUCUAUUAAAUCACGAAAUAAAAUUAACGUUGAAGUUCAGAACAGUAUUAGAAAAUAAACCACAUUUUAAUCUUAAUUUAUGAGAAUUUAAAAAAGAAAUAUAAAAAUGUUGUUGUUGUUUUUAUAUAGAAUUUUAUACCUUUAUAUGUUAACAUUUUUUUAUAAAUUUUAUAUCAUUUUUAUCUAAAUAUCUUAUGCAGGAUAUCUCAGAUCAUUUUGAAUUAAUGGCAAGAAUUUGUAAUAGAUCAGCUAUUGUUUUAUCAUUAGUAUUAACAAAUAUACCCAUAUAUAUAGUAUUAUGCAAGAUAUACAAAGAAAAUAUUUACUAAGACUUAAGUUUCCAAGCAGUAUUAGCAUUUUGCUGACUAAAUCAUGUUUUAAAAUUGUGAUAAUUUUUACAGUUUUUUUUCUCUUAAAAAUCAAGAAUAGAACUUUGAAUUCUUUUAUUUUGUAUGCCUUUCAGUUAUGUAUUUUAUCAGAAUUGUCAGAAUGUUUGGAGUACUGUUGAAUUUUUAUUUAUUUAUUUACUAGCUUAAUACUUUGUUAAUUAAUAAGCCUAAAGUAUUACCAAUUAAAAUUGUUAUCUUAAACAUAAGUAAAUCUUACAAUAUUAAGUACUAUUUAGUAUAACUUUAUAUGUAGCGAUAAUCCUGCCAGACAUUGGAAAACUUGUGUCAUACAAGUGAUGUGAUGUGUUACCUUGAAGUUGUAAUCAUUCUUUAAGAGGAACCAGCUGUCAAAUACUGUGAGGAAAGAGUGUAAAGCUCCGGGAACCAAUGUGGACAUUCUCACCAUAUUACAUGUAUAGCACACAAAUUUAUUAACAACUUUUGCAUGAAUUUAAUCAUUAUAAUUUUUACUAACUGUGUGACCUAGCAGUUUUAUUUUUCAUACCUAGUGCAUUAUGAUAUAACCAGAUAGUGUUGAGAUUAAGCAUUUCAUUUUGUAGACUGAUGAUAUGAAGAGAAAGUUCAAAUAUAUAUAUUUAAGUACCAUAUAUUCAGAAAUAGGCUAAAACUACUAGAUUGUGAAGAAAACCCCCUACUAACUGCAUGCUGCCCCACCCCCUUGAUGUUGUACCGCACGUGAUGUAUUUAUUUUUAUGUUGUAUUUAACAGAUGGUGAAGGGAUUUAGAAUAAAUUGUUGUUGUUGUUGAUGUUGUUAUACUAACUGCAUGCUAUCCCUGUGUUGUUUUGUUUUUUUAGAAGCUUGAAUCCAGCACGGUCAUUUGCAUAACUGCCCCAAGAGCUAGUGCUAACUUAAUUGCAUUUUAUUUCAGUGUUGUUAGUUGUUGAAUGUUGUUUUUGUAUUUGGAAAGGUGUUUUAGAUGUGAAAUAUUAGUUAGUCUUUGUGUUGCUUCAUACUAACAAUCAGAAUACGCUUUGUCUGGUUAAACAGAGACCGUUCAUGGUUCAUCGGAAGCAGACAGUAGUGGUAUUCUGCGCACGCAUAUUAGUUAGAUCUUUGCACGUGCUAUACAUGUCAGUUGCCCGGAUGUUAACACCAUCUUUGUCACUUCUAUAUUCUCAGAGAGCCCUCACAGUGCUGGCACCAACGGCGGUUACUCAAGGAAACACGAUGGCGGAUUUUAUUGUACUUAAUUUUAUACAAUUUAAAUACCAUAUGUUUUGGUUUCAAAAACGAUCAACAUGUUUACGAAUAUUUCUACACGUUUUUAUUUGUAUUAAAGUUUCAGUAUUUCACUAUAAAUCAAAAUAUUUUAUGCAUGAUAUACACUUGACAGCAUUAUUAUUGUUACCAAAAUGUUCGCUUUAUUCACUUUUUGUACUUCUGUGAUCUUUUGUAUUUGUGAUAUUUAACCACUUUUUUAUAAGGCUGUACAAAAGAUUUUUUCUUCAAAAUCAUGAUACCGUAUUGAACUUUUAUGAACGAAAAUAAAAUUUUAUCUUUUGUUGUA
Ruditapes philippinarum (Manila clam) is the source of this 3166-nucleotide messenger RNA. Its product is annotated as protein CFAP276-like. The transcript has 4 exons. NCBI's taxonomy places the organism in Eukaryota, Metazoa, Mollusca, Bivalvia, Venerida, Veneridae. The record is from RefSeq and is a predicted model, not a curated record. Bases 71 to 583 code for a protein of 170 amino acids.